Messenger RNA from Penicillium concentricum, 318 nucleotides. RefSeq lists its product as uncharacterized. The transcript has 2 exons. Lineage: Eukaryota; Fungi; Ascomycota; Eurotiomycetes; Eurotiales; Aspergillaceae. Bases 1 to 318 code for a protein of 105 amino acids. The record is from RefSeq and is a predicted model, not a curated record.
AUGCCUGUCAUCUCUCGUCAGCCAACGCGCUACUCAGUGGACGAGCUCGACGCUAUGCCUUUACUUGGUCGCAAUCCUAUAUUGCAGCGAGACCAGCCUACACUACGACUGCGGUUUCAACAGCGAUGCUUGAAGCCGGAGACGUGGUGGACAUCUCUUACCGCUUUUGGUGCCUACGAUGAUAUCUCGCACAUGCUGGAACGCGAGAAAGCCAUUGCAACGGAGGAAACCCGACAGGAAUGGAUGCGACGUCUGCGGCCUAUGCCUCACCGUCUAAGCCCUCCAGUCAAGCAAGGAAAACAACACAAAAGGAGCUAG